GAAAACACAUUGGGUGCUGAAACACUGGUGUCGAUAGAGAGUUUAUGGAAUCUACUUCACGGCCUCUUGUUUAUGAUGAAUUUGGCCCAUUAGAUUGUGAUGGAAUUUAUCUGUCUUCCUGUGGGCAUGCUGUACAUCAGGGUUGUCUUGAUCGCUAUUUAUCAUCACUGAAGGAAAGAUUUGCAUGGAGGAGUUUUUUUGAGGGGGCACAUAUUGUGGAUCCUAAUCAGGGAGAGUUUCUGUGUCCUGUUUGUCGUAGACUGGCAAAUUCUGUCUUGCCUGGAGUGAAUGGGACUUUCCAAAAAGCCGGAAGGCAGCCUAUGACUUCAACUGUUCAUGAAGUGCCUUCUUUUGGUUCUCCGCUUGCAGAAAACAAAGAAACUACUUCCCUUCUGCUUCAGCAAGGUUUAUGUCUUCUAAAAGCCGCUGCCAAGGUGGUUGGGAGACCUCAUUUCCUUGAAGCUCUUUCUCUUCAAAUAAAAGAAAGUUUAAGUCAGAAUCUGGAGCCUAUAUCUCGUGUGAUGUCUAAAAUGUAUUGUCCAAAAGAGCUGGAUAGAUUCUUAGGAUCUCCAAGGUUAAGCCUCCCAAUAAUUUUAUGGGAUACUCUCAAGUAUUCCCUUAUGCCAACAGAAAUUGCUGCUCGCGGUGGAAAGACUUCUAUGGAAGCAAAUUAUACUCUAACUUCUUUGUAUAAGGAAUUUAAAUCUUCUAGUGAAUUUAUAUUUUCCUUGUUGCAAAGAGUUGUCUGGAACCUGAGCAGUACAAAUUCACUUCAUGCUCUUCAAAGAUUUAGAGGUCUUCAACCGUUUGCAAAAUCUAUUUGCUCUGGGAUUGUCUUUGAUAACCACAGCACCACAAAUAAACAAGAAGGUACGGUUUUAACUAAUUAUUACUUUGAGAUUUCAUUUGGAAUUUGGAACAUUUAUGAAGAAUGUUUGAUACUAAGUUCGUGA
Messenger RNA from Hibiscus syriacus, 953 nucleotides. RefSeq names its product E3 ubiquitin-protein ligase PRT6-like. Gene Ontology annotation, molecular function: ubiquitin protein ligase activity. Gene Ontology annotation, cellular component: cytoplasm; ubiquitin ligase complex. The record is from RefSeq and is a predicted model, not a curated record. Bases 45 to 953 code for a protein of 302 amino acids. Gene Ontology annotation, biological process: ubiquitin-dependent protein catabolic process via the N-end rule pathway; protein ubiquitination. The transcript is spliced from 3 exons. NCBI's taxonomy places the organism in Eukaryota, Viridiplantae, Streptophyta, Magnoliopsida, Malvales, Malvaceae.